Molecule: messenger RNA, 1230 nt
Organism: Python bivittatus (Burmese python)
Lineage: Eukaryota; Metazoa; Chordata; Lepidosauria; Squamata; Pythonidae
Gene: IER3
Product: immediate early response 3
Biological process (GO): negative regulation of apoptotic process; DNA damage response
Cellular component (GO): nucleus
Source: RefSeq, a predicted model, not a curated record
CUGCUGUGCGUUCUCCUCUCGAUUGGCCGGAGGACCAUGUGCUACGCCUGCAAGCCGACACUGCCACCGCUCAGCAUGCCCCAGAUCUCCCGCCGGGGCGCACCUACCGAGCCCCAAUACUUCACUUUUGAUCCUCUCCCGGAGGACGAGAAGCUUCCUGCCCACAGGAACUUCUCCAAGAGCAGCAGGCUCAAGAAACGCUCCCGGAAAGUACUUUAUCCUCGAGUGGUCAAGCGUUACUACCCCACUGAGGAACGCAGCUAUGCUAAACAUCUCCUCUUCAUCUUCCUGGCCAUUGUCUUCUUCCAAGUCUAUAAUGCAGAAGAAGAUCUCCUUGCUGGAGCCACACUUGAGGACAGAACAUCUGGCUGCUCUCUGCAAGGCUGGGAAUCUCAGGGCCAACCUGCCCUUUUGGAACAGCUCGUAGCCGCAGAGCAACCCGUUGUAUCGACAUCCUUGUUGGAAAUUGUGAUGGUGGCCAACACGUCUGACUGGCACUGGGAAGAGGACCGGUCAUCUGAGUCUGUGCUGGACAUUACCCACUUUUUACAGCAGAAUCCAGCUGCUUUCUGAAGAGUGACCCCUCCCACCAGAGGGAGAAAUAGACCAAAAGCCUAGUCUGGAAAGUCACAGGGAGGGACUGCCAUUGUCAGGGCAAGACCCUGGCUUUGGAAAUGUCUUUGUAAAGCAGGAGUGAAGGUGCAAAUAGGGGCACGGUGCUUGGACACAGCCAGGGCGUUCCAGCUCGGAGCUUGCUAAGCAAGGCUGACGUCAUAGAAACUUGAACCGAACUGACAUGCAUUAUGAAACAGGAAGGAGACAUUCCUGUUACUGCAAUAGAAGGAGGAGAAGGGUGAUAUUUAAUAUUUAUUAAUAAUAAUAAUAAUAAUAAUAUCUAUGUGUAAUUUUAACUGACUUUUAUUUAUGUGUGAACCUGGGAGAUAGUACGGGAAAUGCUGCUCGUGUGCUGUGUGUCAACUUUCAAAAGAGCCCUUGUAAUGUUUAUCUCUCUCUCUCAAGGCAGAAUUAUGCUACAGUUUGCGGGCCAUAAGUCUCUGAUAGGAAGAAGGUCUGCUUUUGAAAUCAAGAACUGUUUUAUGAUUUAUACUUUGGAGAAGGGGCAAUGUUUUAAUGAAGAUAAAGCUAUGAUUUGCUGAAAUUCUGCAGAUAAUGUUGUGGUGUUGCAAUACGCUUGGUGGGGAAAAAAUUAUGGGACGGGAAAAAAAAAAA